Molecule: messenger RNA, 1517 nt
Organism: Trichechus manatus latirostris (Florida manatee)
Lineage: Eukaryota; Metazoa; Chordata; Mammalia; Sirenia; Trichechidae
Gene: MRPS33
Product: mitochondrial ribosomal protein S33
Exons: 3
Coding region: 920-1240 (106 amino acids)
Cellular component (GO): mitochondrion
Source: RefSeq, a predicted model, not a curated record
GACUUCCGGGAGCGGGCGCGGAGGUCGGACCAGUUGCUGCUCCACCAACGUUCUUGAUUUUAAUGUACCACCUACACAAUUUCUGAUGUACAUUAGCUGUAAUUUCUGCAUACCAUGGACCUCAUUCUUAUAUCUGUUUCAACACUGUAUGCCUCGGAAGACAAAGGUACUGUUUUCAGCUGAUAAGAACUUGGCUGAUUCUUCAUUAAGGCAGAAUAUACAAGAUGAAAGACGAAAGAAGCACCAUCACAAUCCAUAAGUACCUUCUGCUCAGGAAUAAAAUAAAUCUUUUGACCUGUUGAGUUUAUUUCUAUAGGACGACUCUCUCUUUGUUUUUCCCAAGCGGCUACCAGGCACUAGACAGAAUUCAGUCCAGUAGCCUAGAGGCUAAAUGACCUCAUAACUCAUUAGCAGUUCUCAGAGCCAUCUGGAGCCCUUGAGGAGAGACGUGUGUAAAGGACUGAUAAUAAAGACAACAGAAUAAUUAUUUCGCUGCCAUGAUUAAACCUUCAGAUGGCAAGCAGCGUAUUUACUGUGUAGAUUGCUGAGGAGGGUGUUUUCUGAAGGGAUGAUAAUGCUGUGAUGGGACAACUGGUUUUCCUGUGCUGUUCAUCCAGCCUGCUACACAGGUAAACUGCGUAUCAGUCACUCACCUGUUGAAUCACAAAAUGGUGUGUUGAGAAAAUGGCGGUCCAGCAGGAGAGCAGUCUGUGCACACGAAAUGGGACGUACCAUGUGCAGAGGACGGCGGUCGUUUCUCCAAGGCCUGCGCCGCCAACAACAUACCGAGAGUCACAUGUGGCCUUCUGCGUGUUCAUUUUCUAAAGUGGUCAUUAGAUAAUCUUGGAAUUCCUUACACUUACCUGUUUGUUUUUCUUGUCAUUUCCUGCAGGAAGAAUUGCCCUGUGCUGCUCAGGAUAUGUCUUCGCUUUCAGAAUAUGCCUUGCGCAUGAGCCGGCUGAGUGCCCGGCUGUUCGGUGAAGUCGCCAGGCCUACCGACUCCAAAUCCAUGAAAGUAGUGAAACUGUUUAGUGAGCAGCCGCUGGCCAAGAGGAAGGAGACCUAUGACUGGUACCCAAAUCACAACACGUACUUCGCGCUCAUGGGGACCCUGCGUCAUCUAGGUCUCUACAGAGAUGAGCAUCAGGAUUUUAAGGACGAGCAGUUGCGUCUAAAGAAGCUCCGUGGAAAGGGGAAACCGAGGAAAGGAGAAGGGAAACGAGCAGCGAAGAAGAAAUAGUGCUGGUCCAUCAGAAGAGAGCAUUUCUUCCUCAGUGACUGAGAGCAGAAGUGUAUUUACUGUUUAUCCACACAUGGUAGGCUUCUGAUCUACCUACAUUUGAAGGUCAUUUGAAGGAACACCGCCAGCUUGGUGUUGAUGUCUAAUCCAGUUAAAUCAUGACUGGUUUCUUGAACACAUUGUAAUUCUGCAAAAUUAUUUUGGCCUUGGUUUUAUAAUCUGAGGUUUACCUAAUUCUGUAAAGAAAUGAACAUGUAAAUUAUUGUUUAAUGGUUGU